UUCUUGGCUAAAGGGAGGAAUAAAAAAAUAUAUUAACCAAAUUUGGCAGAGGCGGUCGUUGUUUUGCUUCAUCGCUCCCCCUUCUUUGACGGGAAAGCUCCGCCUUUCGCCCAUCGCCCUUCCUCUCGCCUUCGAUCUGCGCAUCAGGAAGGACAUGGUAUGCACAUUUGAUGGAUGAUGACUGUUCCGAUGGAUAGUUCUCUUUCAUCAUGGGAGUUUGCACAGCGGCUUUAUGAUAAGAAUGUUGAAUUGGAGAAUGGACUACGGCUAUCUGCAAAGUCAAAAGUACCUUCAGACCCAAAUGCUUGGCUUCAAAUGCGAGAAAACUAUGAGGCCAUAAUUCUUGAAGAUCGGGAUUUUUCUGAGAAGAAAGACAUAGAGUUUGUCCUAUGGCAACUGCAUUACAGAAGAAUCGAGGAAUUUAGGCAGCAUAUUAAUGCUGCAGUCUCGGAUGGUACAGGAUCAAAUCUACCAGCAGGUAGGAAGGUCCUUGUUCACCCUGAUAAAAUUAAGAAAAUCCACUAUGUUUUCAGAAGCUUCCUGACAGAAGCUACUGGAUUUUACCAUGAUCUCAUAUUGAAGAUUAGAGCAAAGUAUGGGCUGCCAUUGAGCUACUUUAAUGAGGGAAUUGAAACUGAAAUUGUUUCGAUGAAAGAUGAAAAGAAUUUGUCUGAGAUGCAGAAAGGGCUUGUGUCUUGUCAUCGGUGUCUGAUAUAUUUGGGAGACCUUGCGCGUUAUAAAGGACUAUAUGGAGAAGGGGACUCUGUUAGUCGUGAUUUUGCAGCUGCUUCAAGUUACUAUUUGCAAGCAGUUUCUCUCUACCCUUCAAGUGGCAACCCACAUCAUCAGCUGGCAAUACUUGCUUCCUAUUCAGCUGAUGAGCUGUUGUCAGUAUACCGCUACUUCAGAAGUUUGGCAGUUGAAAUUCCCUUUUCGACUGCAAGAGAUAACUUGAUAAUUGCUUUUGAGAAGAAUCGUCAAAGUUUCUCUCAGCUACCCGGCAAUAUGAAGGUUGUUUCAGGCCGAAAAAUGCGUAUGCGCUCAACUGGUCGAGGUAGAGGAAGAGGGGAUCUAAAGCUCAUGCAAAAAGAUACUAAAAUUGAAACUUCACACAUCAAAGAUCAAAAACUCACAAAAUCUGAAUUAUUUAAAGCCUUCUCAAUUCGUUUUGUUCGUCUUCACGGAAUCCUUUUUACAAGGACAAGCUUGGAGACUUUUGGUGAAGUAUUUGGCUCAGUAAUUAAUGAUCUGAUUGUGCUCCUUUCCUCUGGUCCCCAAGAGGAACUUAAUUUUGGAUCGACUGGUGCUGAAAACUCAUUAACCAUGCUGAGGCUUAUUUCCAUUAUGAUAUUCACUGUUCACAAUGUGAAAAGGGAGUCAGAGAACCAAUCAUAUGCAGAGAUCCUUCAACGUAGAGUGUUAUUGCAGAACGCCUUUACAUCAGCCUUCAAAUUUGCUGGGUAUAUUCUCAAGAGAUGUGUUGAGCUGCAAGAUUCUGCAUCAAGCUAUCUUUUGCCUGGUAUUCUGCUUUUCAUUGAAUGGCUGGCAUGUCAUCAAGACAUCGCAGCCAGUUCUGAUAUGGAGGAAAAAGAAGAGGGUGCAAGACUGUUCUUCUGGGAUCACUGCAUUUCUUUUAUGAACAAACUUAUUGAGACAGGACUUGCAUCUAUUGACGGUGAUGAUGAUGAAGCUUGCUUUUUUAACAUGAGUAGGUAUGAUGGAGAAGAAACUGGGAAUAGACUUGCACUUUGGGAGGAUUUUGAGUUGAGAGGAUUCUUACCCUUAGUGCCAGCACAACUCAUUUUAGAUUUUUCAAGGAAGCAUCCUCUUAUGAAUGAUGGUGGCAUGAAAGACAGUGUAUCCCGUGUUCAAAGGAUUCUGGCAGCUGGACGGGCUCUUUCAAAUAUUGUUUAUAUUGAACAGAAAAAAUUAUAUAUCGAUCCAAACCGGAAAAAAUUUGUUCUGAGCAGUGAGCCUCCAGUAUUUGAUGGUAAUAUGGACCCUACCUUUCAAGGUCUGCUGGAUUCAGGUGUUAAGAAGCAGGGAAGUGAAAUCAAAGAUGUGGCUGAUCUUUGGGCUGCACAAAGGACGUCUAGUCUUGGAGUGGCAGAAAUCAAGGACCACAUCUAUAUGGGAGGAGAAGAUGAUGAAGAAGAAAUUGUGUUCAAGCCUCCUACCUCUGAGAAGUAUGCAGAUGCUAAGUUAACUGCUUUUAAUUUGAUCAACCCUGUACAAGAAUAUUUUCUUUCUGAUCAGGCAAUGCCAGCUCGGCAUCUUUCUCCAAAUUUUGGUCAAAUUAAUGUGCCAGCACUACCGAAUAACGAAUGGUUCUCAAAGCAGGAAGCAUGCUUAUCAAAUGGUAUUAAGAAUAUGAAUAUAACAGAAAAUGGGCAUUUGAAUAAGCAGGUAUUGCAAGAAAGCUCAACUAUGGUGCAGCCUCAACCGUUCUCACAUGUAUUGUCAACUUCUGUUAAUCUGGAUGCUGAUAACACAUUCUCCAAUCAAAUUACAGCUGCAGAUGUAGUGUUGCCAUCUGCAUUUGACACUAUAUUGCCAUCAGGAGCCAUUUCUGAUGGUUUGGCUAUGAAGCCCUCUGGCUUUCCAACUUUGAAGAAAAGUCCUGUAAGUCGUCCAGUUAGGUAUGCUGGGCCACCUCCUGGAUUUAGCCAUAUCAGUUCUAGACAGCAGAAUGGUGGUAUUCCAAAUUCUUGCACCAAUGAUCAGCUACAUGAGAUUGAUGAUUAUAGCUGGUUAGAUACUAGUAGAUCAUCUACCAAAAGCAUGGGCGUGGAUAAUUCUUUUGAUAAAAUAACACACAGGAUUCCAUGCAUUAACACGAGCAAUACUACUCCAUUUGCAACUGUUUCCACCUUCCCAUUCCCUGGAAAGCAAGUUUCUAACGUGCAAUCUGAAAUUGUCGAUGGACGAAGAUGGCAUGAUUUCCAGCUCUUCGAACAACUGAAACCUUUCAAUGUGCAGCAAAAUCAGCACUCAAAUCCACAGCAGACUCUGCUUCCUGAACAAUAUAAAGCACAAUCACUUUGGUCUAAUCAGUACUUUGUGUGAUACUUUAUUUGAAGAAGAUUUUAAUGGUAAAAAAAUGAGUGAUGGAUGAAGUGCCUUCCAUGGUGGGUGGCUUGCAACUUCGUGCCUAUUGAAAUCAGUCCCAUAUUCACAGAAUUAAUUGUCGUCAAGUUUAUGGUCAAACAUUGAUAGUCAUGGGAGCACUGCAAAUGCUUGGACUUUAUAUGCUUGAUAUCAUGGAGCAUUUAGCGACUUGACAUUUAACUAUGUUCCGUUUAAUUUGUAGCAGCUAUUGUCCAGUUCAUAAUUCAUGAUGAGGAUGCGGGAACAAAGAAUUGAUUAUCUUCGAUUGGGAGGAAUAUAAGCAAGUCCUAUGAAUGGUUGUUUCAAACACGAUAGUGAUACCUGGGGUUCGCUGCGUGGUGGAAACUCCAGUCAAGCUGUAGCGUUUGCAUUGUCAUCAUAGGCCUCCAUGCUCAAAUUCAACUGCUUUCUUGGCGAGUGUGCUUUCGUUGUCCUUAUCGAGCUGUCUACUUUACCAGUCAGUAGUAGGAAGAUAAAAAACGGUCGAGAAAGUGAUUCCGGAUCGGAGGUUUGUUGCUGCUGCUGCUGCAACUUGAUGAAUAACCGACCUAUUGUUACCUUUCACCCUGAGGAAACUUUUGCCAGUAUGGUGUUUUAUUGUGUGGUAUGUUUGUGUCUUUCGGAGCUCGAAACUUCCAUUUGAGUUUCGUAUGUUUUCUCCAUUUCAAGUGUUGUGGGUGGAUCAACUCUAUAUGUUGCAUGGCACAUUUGGUUUAUUGCUAGUUGCUGUUUAUCGAGCAUUAUUGUU
Molecule: messenger RNA, 3856 nt
Organism: Zingiber officinale
Lineage: Eukaryota; Viridiplantae; Streptophyta; Magnoliopsida; Zingiberales; Zingiberaceae
Product: protein SMG7-like
Exons: 9
Coding region: 175-3066 (963 amino acids)
Biological process (GO): nuclear-transcribed mRNA catabolic process, nonsense-mediated decay
Cellular component (GO): telomerase holoenzyme complex
Molecular function (GO): telomeric repeat DNA binding; telomerase RNA binding; protein binding
Source: RefSeq, a predicted model, not a curated record